Messenger RNA from Porites lobata, 621 nucleotides. The record is from the annotation of a GenBank genome assembly. NCBI's taxonomy places the organism in Eukaryota, Metazoa, Cnidaria, Anthozoa, Scleractinia, Poritidae.
AUGGGUUUCUGGGCUUCUACUUUGUGUGCAGUGUCUUUAUUAACUUCGACUGCAAUAAGUCUGGACAGACUUCUCGCCUUGUUGCUGGGGCUCAGAUACAGACAAGUUGUAACUUUGAGAAGAACAUGUAUAAUCGCUUUUGGUUUCUGGUUUUUGUCCAUCGUUGUUUCAUCUACUUUGACACUUUGGAAUAUUCUUAUACUUCUUUCGUAUAAUUACAUAGGUAUAGCUUUGUGUUUAGUCACCACAGCCUUCGCUUACACAAAAAUUUUCUGUACUCUGCGUCAUAAUCAAAUACAUGUUCAGAACCAUUUUGCCUCUCGACAACCUAACCAAGAAAUUCCACUGAACAUAGCUCGAUACAGAAAGGCAGUGUACAGUGCACUGUGGGUGCAGGGAACAUUGGUUGUUUGUUAUCUGCCGCUUAACAUCGUGUACGCGUACGCUUUGACAACUCAAAGAGGCUUUUCCUUAUCUGUUUACCUUGCAUGGCAAUUUACGUCUACACUAAUGUUCUUAAACUCGUCAUUAAACCCUUUGUUGUACUGUUGGAAGAUUAGAGAAGUGAGGCAAGCGGUUAAAGAAACGGUAAGGCAAAUAUUCUGUUGUUCGAGUCAGUAG